AUGCCUCCUCAACCUGGGCAGAAGACGGCGCUCAUCACCGGGUGCACGCCCGGUGGAAUCGGCCAUGCCAUUGCUCUCAAGUUUCACGAGAAGGGCGUUCAUGUCAUCGUGACUGCGCGCAGGCCCGAGGUUCUCACCGAGAUGGCCGCCAUGGGCAUGGAUGCCAUCAAGCUCGACGUCACCAGCGCCGAGAGCAUCGCCGCGGCAAAGAUUGAAGUGGACAAGCUCACGGGCGGGAAGCUUGAUUUCCUCGUCAACAACGCCGGCUUAACUCACACCGUCCCCGCCACGGACAUCGUCAUGGACGACGUCCGCAACACCUUCGAAACCAACGUCUUCGCCGUAAUGGCCAUGGUCCAAGCCUUCAUCCGGCCCCUCAUAGCAACCAAGGGCCUCAUCAUCAACAUCUCCUCCCUCUCCGCCCGAACCCCCUACUGCUUCGGCUCCGUCUACUGCGCCACCAAGGGCGCCAUAGACGCCUACUCCCGCACCCUCCGCAUCGAACUGAAGCCCUUCGGCGUGCGCGUCAUGGUCGCCGUCACGGGCACCGUGCGGAGCAACAUCGCCAGCAAGACGCACCGCACCCUCCUGCCUAACUCGCUCUACGAGCCCGUGCGGGACAUCUUCGAGUGGCGGCUCGUGUUCUCGCAGAAUAACGGCACCGUUUCGACGGACAAGUACGCCGAGAAGCUCGUGAGCGCCGCGUUGAGGAGGCCCGGGUUUUUGGCGUGGUUGUUUGGUUGGGGCGGCGGCCCGCCGAAGUGGUUCUGGGCUGGGGGAUUUUCGACGCUGGCGUGGAUCGGGUCGUUUUUUGGCGAGUGGUUGAUGGAUUUGUUUUGUGAAUAUCGGUUUAAGAUUCCGACUAUGACGAGGAGGAUUGAGGCUGCUAAGAAGACGAACUGA
Molecule: messenger RNA, 903 nt
Organism: Scedosporium apiospermum
Lineage: Eukaryota; Fungi; Ascomycota; Sordariomycetes; Microascales; Microascaceae
Exons: 4
Coding region: 1-903 (300 amino acids)
Biological process (GO): triglyceride catabolic process; phosphatidic acid biosynthetic process
Cellular component (GO): lipid droplet; endoplasmic reticulum
Molecular function (GO): acylglycerone-phosphate reductase (NADP+) activity; triacylglycerol lipase activity
Source: RefSeq, a predicted model, not a curated record